AUGGGACUUCUCAACCCAUUAAAACCUUUGGCAUGCAACACGUUCGGCACGACGUUUAGCAAGAGCCACGAGGUGGAUAAGAUCGAGAACUACCUACGAGCUGCCCAAGGAAUCCUUGAGGACGUUCGCCGUAGGGUGUCACAAGAGCAAGACAGAGUCUCGCUCAAGAAAAACCAAGCGCUGCGGCCUAGUAACUUCAAAGUUGGUCAAAAGGUGUUAAUCAAAAAGGACGUCUACAUGAAACCAAAACGGGGACAGAAAUUCCAUUUCUUGUGGUAUGGACCAUAUGCGAUCGUGGAAGUCAUCAAUCCGAACUCUUACCGAGUGGAGACUGGGACGGACACGCUUCGUCACUGUGUGUUCAAUGCGCGGGAUCUGAAGCCUUUCUCGGAACGGGAAAAUGAUUACGGACGCAUCCCACCUUUGACUCGCGAAGCUCAAUUGGCCAACCUCAACCAGAUCGUUGGUUUUGGAAAACUGAGUAUGCGCCCAGAGGGAACCAUGGUUGAGACUGUCUGGAGGGAUGCAGAAGCGUGGGAUACCAUUCAAAUGCCUCUCGAGCUGGUCGAAAGCCAUCUACCCGCCCACUACAUCGAGUACUUGAAAAAGCAUCGAACGAAUCGGAAACGAUUGCAGGACGACACUAUAGCGAGAGCACAAGUCCGUUGGCGUGGAGGCAGGCCCCCGAUAAAGCGGAAAAGAAUAGGGAGGAAACGCUGA
Molecule: messenger RNA, 720 nt
Organism: Huiozyma naganishii CBS 8797
Lineage: Eukaryota; Fungi; Ascomycota; Saccharomycetes; Saccharomycetales; Saccharomycetaceae
Exons: 1
Coding region: 1-720 (239 amino acids)
Source: RefSeq, a predicted model, not a curated record